This is a messenger RNA of Cetraspora pellucida, 516 nucleotides long. The record is from the annotation of a GenBank genome assembly. NCBI's taxonomy places the organism in Eukaryota, Fungi, Glomeromycota, Glomeromycetes, Diversisporales, Gigasporaceae.
AUGGGUGGAGGCGACUUGAACAUGAAAAAAUCCUGGCAUCCGCUCUUGAUUAAAAAUCAAGAACGGGUGUGGAAGGAAGAGCAGAAGGCGCAGGAAGAACAAAAAAAGCUAACUCAAUUAAUGAAAGAAAAGGAAGAAGAAAGACAGUUACAAGAAUUAAGAAAAUUACAGGAGAAUGCUGGCGGAAAAAAAGGGCCAGAAAGAUUAGAUUGGAUGUACGCGGCAGGUCCUAAUCAAUCUAGUUCAGCCAAAGCCCAAGAAUUGGAGGAUUUCUUGUUGGGAAAGAAAUCUGUGGAUAAACUUAUUGAUAAUGGCACAGCUUUGAGUAAGCUCUCCUCCGAUUCAAAGGAUAUCUUUAUAAGUACAAUGAAUCCAAAUGCAAACACAUAUAGAGAUACUCAGGCUAAAAUUCGUGAGGACCCCCUAUUACUUAUAAAGAAAACUGAACAAGCUAAUAUUAAAGCUAUUGUUACUAAUCCUCUUAAAAUGAAAGAACUUAAAGAGGUAUAUGUUUGA